This is a messenger RNA of Syngnathus typhle (broad-nosed pipefish), 6354 nucleotides long. RefSeq names its product nucleolar protein dao-5-like. The record is from RefSeq and is a predicted model, not a curated record. Gene Ontology annotation, molecular function: double-stranded DNA binding; transcription coregulator activity. Bases 143 to 4696 code for a protein of 1517 amino acids. The transcript has 12 exons. Gene Ontology annotation, cellular component: nucleus. NCBI's taxonomy places the organism in Eukaryota, Metazoa, Chordata, Actinopteri, Syngnathiformes, Syngnathidae. Gene Ontology annotation, biological process: regulation of transcription by RNA polymerase II.
GACGCGGGCAGGUCUGCUUGCUUCAGUCACGUGACACGUAACGUAGUAACCGGUAAGCUUCCGGUGGCGCGGAAGCAUUUUCUUUUCGCAGUGGUAAUUGUCAGACUAGUUAUAAUUACUGGGACAGUUUUGACGCAGCAAAAUGCCGGGAAAACAGCAGUUCAAACCAGGCGACCUCGUGUUCGCCAAAAUGAAGGGCUACCCUCACUGGCCUGCCAGGGUCUGUAAAUUGGAUGAGCCACACAAGAAGAGACUUGGCGUCUUCUUUUUCGGGACCCAUCAGAUAGGACAACUCCUGCCGGAAAAUCUGGUCCCAUUCUCUGGGAAUAAGUCGAAGUACGGCACCGGCGUUCGACUCAGAGGCUUCUCCGAGGGCAUGUGGGAGAUCCAGAACACACCCGGAGUCGGCAAGAAAUCCACAUUUGCAGCUAAAGGUCCACCUGCGAAACCAGUCGCCACUUCGAAAACAACCUGCGCAGCCGCAAUACCGCCUGCCGCAGUCAAAAGCUCGCCCGGAGGCGACGAUGCGAACGGCGCUGCUGUGAAAACGUCUUCGGAGGCGGCUAGCCUCGCCGGCAGCACCUUGCUCCUGAAGGAGUGUGUGGUCAAAUGCGGCCCGGCCAAGACUCUGCACGAUCACCUGAGCGGCGCCAACGAGUUGGCGGGCCAGCCGGCGAGCUCUGUGACCGCAUCCGACAGCGGGACGAAAAGUGAGCUGGUGGCAAAAACUCUGAGAAGAUCUUCGUUCAGGUCACCCGCGCAAGUGCAACUGGAGGAAAAGAAAAUAGAUACUCAAACCCGACAGGAAGCCUCCACGGUCACAGGCGGCGCGGCGGGACAGACGCCAGGAUCGACGCCACGGGGUCGAGGAUGGCCGCAGAGACGAGGACGGCCGAGGAACAUCCCGGCGGAAACCAAGAGCGACGUACUGCAGGCCAAAGAAAGCCAGACGGCGCCGAGCGGCGGCGCGCAUGUGACCGCUAGCACGCUGCGACUGAAGCCCUGCGUGGUCAAAUGCAUCCCCGCAAAGACCCCGGACACUCGCAAGUCGGCCAGCGAGCCGGCCAGACCGUCUGCACCGACUCCGGCGGCCGACCCCGCAACUGCACAGGAAGCUUCGGCGCCCGUGGUGAAGAGGAAGCCGGGACGGCCGAGGAAAAUCUGGAAAGAGAAGAGCCAGGUUGAAGUUGAGCCAUCGAAAAGGACACACGAGUCGCCGUCUCCCGCCAGCGCAAACACGCCAGACGACUCCCACGGCGCCGCGCCCGCUCCCAAAAUGUCCGAUCAGGCCCAACUUGCCGCCGCGCAAACAUCCGGCAUCGAAGAUGAGCGGGACGCCGAGAUGGAGAAGUUGACACCUGGCCGCCGAGGAGGGAAGAGGAAGAAAAGAGAGGAGGCGGAGCAGGAAGGAGGCGAGAAAGGAAGGACGAAGACGACGGUGGAGGCGUCGACAGCGCGCAGAGGAGGGAAGAAAAUGAGGGUCGACGGGGAAAAGCGGGAAGGAGACGAGAAGGGAAAGGCGGAGGCGGCGACCGAGGAGUCCACGUUAAGCCGAGGAGGGAAGCGGAAGAGAAAGGAGACCAAGCAGGAAGCUGAGCUUGAAAAGAUGCUACCGAGCCGAGAAGGAAAGAAAAAAGUCGGGGGAAAGGAGGAGACCAAGCAGAAGAGCGACAAAGAAGAGGAGAUGAUGGAGGCGGCGGAGGAGACGACGACGGCAGAGGAGACGACGACGACGACGACGGCGGAGGAGCCGACACCGAGCCGGAGAAAAAGAGAUGACGCCCAGCAAGAAAAGAUUGAGGCCAUCGCGGAGGAGACGUCGCCUAGCCAAGGAGACCAGGCAAAGGCCAAAGAAGGAAAAAAGGAGCAGACCAAACAGGAAGGAAAGACAGAGGCCAUGCCGGCGCUACCUAGCCGAGGAGGAAAGAGGAAGGAGGAGACGGAGCAGAAGAGAAGCGCAGACGCAAGAACGGAGGCCACGGCCGAGGAAGCGUCUGGCCGCGAAGGGAAGACAAAACGUAAAGCGAGGGAAGACACCAAGCAGAUGGGAGGCGAGGAAGGAAAGGCGGUGUUGACCCCGCACGAGACGGCGCCUCGCCCAGACGAGAAGUCAAAGACAAAAGAAGCCAGAAAGGAGGAGGCCAAGCGAGGAGGAGGAGGAGGAGACAGGCUGGCAAAGACGCAGGGUGAUCCGCCACCCAGCCAAGAAGACGGGACACAAACAAACCAAAGGGAGGGGAACAAGCGGUCAGGAGACGAGGAAGCAAAGACCGGGGCGACGGCCGAGGACUCCACGCUCGGCUCAGAAGAGAAGACAAGUGAAGGCAAAAAGGAAGAGACCAAGCAGGUAGGAGACGAGGAAGGAAAGGCAACGGCGGAGGAGGGCUCGACACUCGGAGAGAAGACAAAAGAAGGGGGAAAGGAACGGAACGAGAGCUUAGGAGAUGAGGAAGGACAGACAGCGGCGCAGGGCUCCACACUUGGGGAGAAGACAGAAGAAGGGGGAAAGGAAGAGACCGAGCAGUCGGAUGGAAAACCGCAAGGGACCGCAGGUGAGUCAACGGCCAGCCCACAAGGCCACCAAAGCGACCAGACCGAGCAGUUAGGAGACGAGGAAGGAAGGACAAAGGCCACGACGGAAGAGUCCAUGCCUGGCCGAGACGGGAGGACCAAAAGAAAAGAACGGGACGAGGCCAAGCACACCAAGGUGACCACUGACGAGUUCAGGCCUAGCCGAGGAGACCAGGCGAAGGCAAAAGAAGGGAAAAAGGAGGAGAGCAAGGAAGGAAAGACAAAGGCGAGGACAGAGGAGUCAAGAUCCAGCCACGGAGAAGGCGAAAAAGAGGAGACCAAGCCCACGGGAGGCAAAGAAGGAAAGACCGAGAGGACCACGGCGGAGGAGUCCACGUUGAGCCGAGAAGGAAAGAUGAAGACAAAAGGAUGCAAAGAGGAGGAGAGCAAGCCGGUGGGAGCCCGGGAAGGAAAGACAAAGGUGGCUCCGGAGGAGUCCGCCCUUUGCCCAGGAGAGAAGGCAAAGGCAAAAGAUGUGGCCAAGCAGACGCCAGGAAAGGAAGCCGAGACCGCAGAGGAGUCCACGGUGAGCCGAAGAGGAGGCCAGAAGGAUGACGACAAGCAGGCGGGAGGCCAGGAAGGAAAGACAAAGGCGACCGCGGAGGAGGGGAGCCGAGGAGAGAAGAGGAAACGAAAAGAAGGCCAAAGGGAGAAGACCAAACAGGAGGGAGGCCAGAAAGCCAAGCCGGAGUCGCCGGCAGAGGAGUCCACGCCCGGCCCAGGAGGAGGGAAGAGGCAGAGAAGACAAGUUGAAAAAGACCAGAGCAAGCGCCCAGGACACCAGGGAGGCAAGCCCGAGGUCACGGCGGCGGCGGCGGCAGGGAAAAGCAGGCCGCCCGAGGAGCGACGCAGGAAGGUGACCAGAGCCGACGCCCGGCGAGACGCCCGGCAGGGAGCCGAUCGAGAGAACUGCAAAAGCCAGAGCGAGCCCAGGGUGGACCAGGAAACCAGAGGAGAGAAGAAGAGCAGGUCGAGGAAAGCGGCCGCGGCCAUGGAGCAAAGCGACACCGCGGAAGAAGAGCAGCAGCGGCGGCGGCGGAGGCUGGCGGCCAAGCGGGAGAGCGUCCUCAAGUCGCUGCGAGGUCUGCUCAAGGCCAGCAGGGGCGGCAAGCGCAGGGACACCGGCACCAAGAGCUUCACGAAGGCCUCCAUCCGAGCCAAGCGGCCGCGGGGCCACACGCUCAAAGAAUCCAACGCCAGAAAGAAGACGACGCAGCCGCCGGCGACGGCGAGUCCACCCGUCACGGAAAAUACAAACGCCACGGCCAAACAAAGCGACGGCAAAGUCAAAGACAGUCGGCCGGCGUCGGAGGACGAGCUCCAGAAGAAAGAUGGCAAGAAGUUGAUUGGCAAAAUUGUGAAAGCAACCACCAAGGUUCAGGUGAAGACCAUGAUGGGCGGAGCCACGGUGGCGCCGCCGGCGGCGGAGGAGGAGAAGGCGGCGGCCGCAAACACCGAGAGGACGGCGGACCUAAGCGACGAAGAGGAGAGGAAGCCGCACCGAGUCUCGGCGGAGGACGAGAAAGCCGCCACCAAGCGCGGCGACGAAAAGGACGACGCCGUCGCAAAGGCUGCGGGCAAGAGGCAACGCCAUGAGCCGCCGCCGCCGCACAAGGACGCCAAGCAGCAAGGUGGCGGCAGGAGCCGCAAAGCCAACGUCCACGACGAUCAGCGUUGCGACUCCGGAGAGAAUCACCAGCAGGACAAGAACAACGUGAACUUGACGCCCACCGAUUCCACCCUGCACAGAAUCCACGGAGACAUCCGCAUCUCGCUCAAAAGCGACAACCCGGAUGUUGCCAAGUGUCUGGCGGCGUUGGAUCAGCUCAGCGGCGUCUACGUAACGUCACAGCACGUCCACAGACACAGCGAGCUCAUCUCCACUCUCAGGAAGAUGCGCUUCUACCGCGCCAACCAGGACAUCAUGGACAAGGCGGCCAUGUUGUACAACCGCUUCAAGAACGCCUUCCUCCUCGGCGAGGGCGAGGAGGUUGUGAGCGCCGCCUUCCUGCGCUCGCUGCUGAAGGAGAAGGAACGCGAGGAGGCGCAGCGCUGCAAGAAGGAAAAGGCGGCGGGAGGCGAGAAGGACCACGUCCAGGGAUGCCAGGCGCCUUCAGCGGACUAGCUCCUGGCGGACGGGACCGACCCACGUCCGCCCGAUUCCCACGGAAACCUCGCUCCAAGGCAAAACGAGAUGUUGCUCUUGAUCGGACGUUUGUAUCGAUUCACCUUAGCCGCCGCACUCUGUUUCCGUUGGCGCUUGAAGCUAAAGCGCCACGUUUGUCUGGAAGCCAUUUUACUUUUCGCCCCGUCCGUCCGUCUCUGCAGCGCGUUGUACGGGAAGCCGGAAUGACACCGUUCAAUUGAAUGUAGUUGUAAAAAAAAAUGGUUGAUGAGGAAAAAAAAAGUCUUGACCGCUUUUUUUGCCCGGUUUUGCUUAGGUUGACGAAAUCAGCCGUUUGCCUCGAUUCUUAACGAUGCAUUUCAGCCGUGAUCGCAGACGAGAGCGCAAUACCACCCAUGUCCGCAAGACGGCGCCACCCGAUCGAACGCGGGAAUGGAGCCCGACGCCUCGUGUGGUCCAGGCCAGGCCAGGGGAGGGGAGGGAAGGGGAGAUCAUGGAAGAGAGCAGCGAUAUCAAGUCGAGUUGAUUUGUAUAGCCCAAAAUCACAAGCAGUCUCAAAGGGCUUCUUCACAUAGACAAAAAUGGAAAUUAUUCUCAAAGCGUCACUUUUCCUUCACAGUGGCCCGCAAAUCAAUCGUAGCACACCGAGCACAAAAGCACGUUUGAAAUGUUGAAAGAAGCAUAAGACGUGUGUGUGUGUGGGGGGGGGGGAGCAUCUCUUCUGUGAGAGAGGGAGUUAUCUUCUGCUUUCCUUCUCUGCCCGUUUGACUGAAAGAGCUUUGCUAACGCCAGCGAGCCAUUUAGCCACAGAUGCACGUAUUCAGCCAUGUGGGAAACGGACAGAGAAGUCGACAGACGGAACGAUUACGAAAAUCCAAAACAUUUGGAAUGAAAAUAAAGCCUUUGAUGGCUCGCCUGCUGAUUUCGAGUGUGCUUAUGUCGGUGGCGAGGAGAUGGACCGGCGGUGUGUUCAACAUCCCAAAAUGUUGCGAGUGUGCAUCCAAGUGCUCGCCAUGCAUCUGUCAGCGGCCGAGAGCGAGAGAGAGCGGCAGCUGUCACUUGAGUGCAAUUGCAAAUCGGUGGCGGCCUCCAAAGUUCUCAUUUCCAUGAACAACUAAAGCAAACAAAUUGUGUGUGUGUAAUGAUCCCUCCCGGACGAAUUCCUCAAUGACUCCUGCGGCAACCAUGAGAGUGGAUAUUUGCCAACAACAGUCAUGAAGAUGAUGCAACAUUGGCCUGCAGAAGCCUCGGAGGUGGUUGGAGGUGCUUGACCGGGGGGCGGAUGUGGCUCUUUGCGGUACACAGUAAAAAAAUGUGGCUCUUAGUCUCUAACUGGUUUUGCCACCCUUGCUCUAGGCCAGUGUUUCCAAACCUUUCUUCAUUCACGGCACACCUUUUCAUUGAAAAAAUCUCGAGGCACACCGCCAACAAAAAUCUCUUAAGCUCCUAUAUUAGAAUCCGUGACAUCACAACGAAAGACGUAAAGUCCUAUUCCUAUCUAUGUAUGAAGUCGCAUAAUUGAAUCAAAAGAAAGACUAAAUAUUCUUUGAAUUGUAUUUCUUUUUUUUUAAACAAAAGCCAGUUCUUGUAAAAAUGUUUUAGACAGUGUAAGGCAUAAACUAUUGAAAGUGAUUACGAUUAAAAUCCAAAAGAAUCAA